AGUCGGGUCGCUCUCGGGGCCUCGGCCUCGUGUGAAGUGCUGCAGCGGGGUUGGAGGUGGGGGUGAGGGCGCCGAGCUCCAUGAGGGCCUUCAUUUGGCUUCAGUCUCAGGGAAUGACGCCUGGUUAAUGUUCUAUUUUGUGGAUGGAUUCACCGGGCAAGUCUGCUGCCCUGAAUGGGGAAGAGAGCACUUCAGCCCCCAGUGAGUCUGGAGCUGGGCCUGAACGCAAGCCCUGUCCCGGUGAGGAGAAGUGGGAUCGUAUGAAGUAUUGCCGGUCAUCCAAGAAGCAUGAAGAGGUCUCACCGCCACUAUCUGAGAAGCUAGACUCCAGCUCAUUGGCAAGAAAACAAGAUCAGUUGUCACCUAAGAGACAGGAGCAGGUAGAAAAGUCCCCACGGAAAAGUAAAACCCAUCGGAAGGUUGGACAGAGACAUGCACAUUUUCUUCAUGGCCCAUCACCUGAUACACAUUUUGGACCCAAAGCCUCCAUUCUGCAGAACUCCACCAGCAUCGUGCAUAUUCAGGAUCCAACUAGUCAAAGGUUGACUUGGGACAAACCACCGACGAACGUACUGGUCAUCAAAAAAGUCAAGGAUGAAGCUCUUCUGGAGCCAUUCAAGGAGUUGUGCACUUUUCUCAUUGAGGAGAAACACUUGGUUGUAUUUGUUGAGAAGAAGGUGGUGGAUGAUGCAGCGCUCGCUAAGGAUGUAGACUUUGAGCGCAUCAGACAGCAACUUAGCCCCUUCCGAGAAGGUUAUGAUGAGCUUUCGGGCUGCAUAGACCUAAUUAUUUGUCUUGGUGGUGACGGCACGUUGCUCUAUGCUUCCUCACUCUUUCAGACCAGUGUCCCGCCUGUUAUGGCAUUCCAUCUUGGCUCACUUGGAUUUCUCACUCCAUUUAAAUUUGAGUCCUACAGAACAGAAGUAACCAAUGUAAUUAAAGGAGAUGCCAGGAUAAUUUUGAGGAGUCGCCUGAAGGUGAAGGUGGUUAAGGAUUUAAAAGCAGCAAAGCCAGAGAGCAAGUACCAAGUGGAGGAUAAUGGACUGAUCCCACAGAGUCGGAUUGACAAUGAGACACAAAAAGCCUUCAUGCAGAUACAUGUACUGAAUGAACUGGUUGUGGAUCGAGGCCCUUCUUCAUACCUCUCCAACGUGGACUUGUACUUGGAUGGGAGACUCAUCACUUCUGUCCAGGGUGACGGAGUCAUCGUGUCUACGCCCACUGGUAGCACUGCAUACGCUGCAGCUGCAGGUGCCUCUAUGAUGCACCCUAAUGUCCCGGCCAUCAUGAUCACACCCAUCUGCCCACACUCCCUUUCGUUCCGACCCAUCGUAGUACCGGCUGGAAUGGAGCUAAAGAUAAUGUUGUCACCUGACACCAGGAAUGCGGCGUGGGUGUCAUUUGAUGGAAGGCGGAGACAGGAAAUACAACACACCGACAGUAUUACAGUAACAACAUCCUGCUACCCAGUGCCAUCCAUCUGCUGUCAUGACCUUGUGUAUGACUGGUUUGAUAGCCUUGCCGAGUGCCUACACUGGAACGUCCGCAAAAAGCAGUCGCGCUUUGAAGAAAUCACGGAUUCUUCAGACACUGAAUGUUAGUCCGAGGUGCACGUUCAUUUCCCCCUAUAUCACUCUCCUUGCUAUUUCCCUUAAAAAAUAAAUCCUAACCCCCUUGAGUUAGGCUGAAAGGGUAUGCAUCCCAUUCACAUUAAUUGGAAGACUACCAGAGUAAUAUUUGAUCAGCUACAAUUAUUUUGUCUUCCUCUCUCUGGAAGCCCCCUUCCAUGCCCAAUUCCUAGUACCUUCGUCACCCUGAAGAAAAGAAAAUUCCUGCAGUCAGAAAACCGGGAAAGAUGGUGAAAAUGCAUCAGCUCCCUUCACUCGGGACUGGAAUUUGGAUAUUACUGCUUUCUUGCCUUUCUUUCAAGGUGCCUUUAUAAGCAAGUUAGCAGAUUUUACGGAAUGCAUCCUCGCUGCAGAUGUAAUGUUAAAAAUGGAAUAUGACAGUUUCACCCGAGACAGAAGAAUGGAAUGAAGUAUCACUCCAGAGACCUGAAGACAGUCUCGUCCCAUUGCUGAGGAGGUGCUGCAGAGUCAGACCAUCGUUUUGGAUGUGUUGGUAAGCAAAGGUCCCAUGUUCUCUCUUGCGGGCAUAAAAAUUUGUUGUUACUUUGAAUUACAGAUCUUUCUCCAUUGUCCUACCAACAUUUGCUUCCCUAUUGACCAUGAUUGAAGCAGAUUCACCAUUGUUGCUGUUUAUGGGAUCUUUUAGAUUGAUUUCUCUAUUUACCACAGAGACGACACCUGAAGAAGGAACCUGAUUUGGAUAUAUAUUGGAAUCUCCAGUGAUUAUAAGCCAUGCUAUUGAAAUGCAUAUUUAUUUUUAGCCAAGACAUUACUUCAAGUCUAAUGCUUGCGACAUCAUUACUGACUGGCACAGUUGAAGUUUAUUUCCAGUUGCUGAAUGAAGGGAAGUUGGCCAUUAUUUUGUUUCCCAAGUUUCAGCAUUCCAGGAUGUUAAAAUUUGCCACUUUGGAUGGAGAGGUGUAACUACAUUGUCCCUUUGGCAAAAAUAGAAAAUAAUAUCUAGGAAAGAUACUAUUUCAAAAUGGUUAUUUUUGAGGCCUAUCAUUAGUUUGCAACUUAGUCAAGUGAGACUUGUUGCGAAAUUGGCAGCCUAUAUUCCUUGGCUUGUUUUCUUAAAGUUAAUUCAUUCAAUUGCCCCACAUUUAAGUGCGGAUGAGUUCAGGCUGCAAUAUCAGCAAACCAAUCUUUCCUGGGGAAUUCAAACUUCAUUCCUGCCCAGUCUGAUGGGAUACAGUUAUCUUCACUAGCCUAUGUGGCUUUUGCCUGAAUGGAGAUUUCACCUGGUUUAAUUUCCAUUGUGCAUGUCUACAACGUAAUUCGUCAGUCUUGGAUCCAACUUGUGGAUGAUCGUUGUUCUGAGAGCAGGGACGAGGGCAAAGGAGGAGCUAUGCAUUGGGGCUACAGUGCUAAAUGCCCAACAGCUAGCAAACACUGCAUUUCGGGUGAUGAUCAAAAUUCAAUGUUUGCACCCUUUAACUUAAGGAGGUCAAACUAAAAUAAUUUCCAGCUGUAAUUGACAUUAAUGUUCCCAAUUUAACUUACAGAUAAUAUGUCAAAGAGAACCAAAUUCAAAAAUAAUAUCUACAUUUUCAUAAUGGAUGAAUGCACAGGAUAGUGAGGUAGAUAUUGAACUUGGUGCAGAUACACCCAUAACAUUAAAACAGUUUACAUUUCCAGUUUAAGUAUAUGGAAUAUU
Molecule: messenger RNA, 3285 nt
Organism: Mobula hypostoma (lesser devil ray)
Lineage: Eukaryota; Metazoa; Chordata; Chondrichthyes; Myliobatiformes; Myliobatidae
Gene: nadkb
Product: NAD kinase b
Exons: 12
Coding region: 144-1601 (485 amino acids)
Biological process (GO): NADP+ biosynthetic process; NAD+ metabolic process
Molecular function (GO): NAD+ kinase activity
Source: RefSeq, a predicted model, not a curated record